ACUAAAGAAAGAAAAACGCAAAUUUAUCAACAAGAUGCUGCCAUAGAAAAUACCAAGCUUCAGUGUGGAAACCUGUAAACUCAAAUCAAAUCUUUACAUACUGAAAAUGUAAAGCUUAAAUUUGACAUAGAAGCAGCCCAAGAAGACUUUGAGGAACACAUGCUAAGAUAUAAUGAAUUUUAUGCAAAAAUGAAAGUACAUAAAGAUAGUUUGGGGGAGAUUGAAAGCAAAUGGUCAUUCAUGACUGAACUCCAUGAAAAACGAGAUCUUGUUAAAAAACUAAUGACAAUGAAAGACGAACUUACACAAGAUUCCCAAAAUCCAGAAGGAAACCAUAUGAAACAAGUACAGGAAGACAUUACAAAGCAAAAGGAUCAAAUUAUAACUGUAAAAGAAUCUAUCAUUGAAAAAACUUGUUUUCUUGAGGAAGAAAAAAAUACCCAUGAAAAAUUAAGAAAAGAAAUAGAGGUACAACAUAAGAGAUAUGGUGCGAUUCUUAAGCAUUUGCACUGUCAGGUGAACAAACUUCAGUCAAACAGAAGACAAUGGCAAUGGAACAUUGAACAACUGGAAAAAAACGCCCCUGAACUAAGAAAACGCAUUGGAAUGAAAGAUUAA
Manis pentadactyla (Chinese pangolin) is the source of this 618-nucleotide messenger RNA. Its product is annotated as coiled-coil domain-containing protein 122-like. The record is from RefSeq and is a predicted model, not a curated record. Lineage: Eukaryota; Metazoa; Chordata; Mammalia; Pholidota; Manidae. The transcript is spliced from 2 exons. The coding region runs from base 160 to 618 and encodes 152 amino acids.